GGAGGAAGCUAGGAGCGUCGCUAUGUCCGUGAAAUGGGAACACAGCAGCUGCACUUUAAGUGGGGGUGGCAUAACGAUACCGCACCCGGAUUCGUUGCGCGCCUGGGAUGACAAUAUGUCGAUCUGGCCGAGUGUUACCUACAGUAAGAUUUGCGCUUACUUUGUAGAGUCCAUGGCAAUCGAUGGCAAAGCUAUGGAAAACCUCAAAGCCUCCGAAGCGUACCAAUAUCUACACAGCGGCAAAGUCGGAUGUGUACUAGCAUACAAACAUGAUGGCUUUGUUUAUCUGAAAGCAAACGUCGAGCCCAGCCAGUGUUUGAAUAAUUCUCCGCAUAGCGCCUGGGUGAUGCUCAACGAAAAUGGGGAUGUGCAGACCGCUGGUUGUACAUGUGUUGCUGGACCGGGACGAUCAUGUAGUCAUGCGGCUGCGAUUAUGUGGAAGGUAAGCACAAGCUAAACAUUGCGUGUUAAGUAAGAUAAGUAACAAUAGUCUUUUUAGCCUUGAUUGAAAAGAGCUAUCAGUUUGAGAUUUCUGGCUUGAAAUAGCAUAAGGUAAUAGAGUGUAAUAUGUCUAUGGGUGCUGAUAAUACAAAUGGAUUUUAUUUCCAAAGAGCAUUUCUGUAACCUAGUGAACUGUAAAUGAACAGGCUGUGUGUGAUGUAGAAUUAUGGAAAUCUGUGAACUCAUUUUAAUAUGUGUGAUCUGUGUUCUUCAUAUUCUUAUAGGUGGAAAAUGCUGUGAGGCAGGGGAAAACAGGACUUGCUUGCACAGACAGACAGAACAAGUGGAAUGCUGGUUCACAAAGGAAUGCAGGUCAAAGGAAGAUGAAAGAUGUACAAUUCAAACGACACUGCAGGCAGAAAAUCUACCAGCCAUCGACAACAAUGCAAUCCUCUACCACAACAUCCUCUACCACUACAAAUUCAAGACAGGAAGCCCGACUCUUUGGGACUCAUGAAGAGUGGAGGAAGCAUGUACUAGCUUCACCAAUGGCAGGACUUUUCACAUGCCCGGGUAGUAGCCUCCUGCAACUCUGCCUUGAUGGGGAUCCCUCUCCCACGACACCACAAUCUCCACCACUCCACAAUUUGUCCCAUGAUGACCACCACACACCACUGUCUUGUCGAAAAUGCAGAACCUUCUAUGAUGACUACGUAAACAUGCCCACAGCCCAGCUGGAGAACAUUGAGAAGCUUACAAAAGCACAAAGCAAAGUACAGGUAUGUUGGAUCAAUAACAUACAAUGGUUUUGUCCUCACAGAUAUAUGAAAAUAUGUUUUGCAUGUGUAAAGAAAUUAAAAAAAAAAUUUUUUUUUCAUCCCUUACAGCUCUGGCAUGAUAUGCGUAGAGUGCGCAUUACAGCAAGCACAGCUAGAAAAGUGCCAAUUCGCUCAACCACCUCACCUGAGAAGUUUUUAUCAGAGCAUCUAUAUCCAACCUUCCAUGGCAAUGCUGCAACACGCCAUGGAGCAGUGAGUGAAGAACACGCAAGGCAAUUUUUAAAUACACAAGGCCAUACCAUUGAAAACAAAGGCCUUGUGGUGUGCCCAGCCAAACCAUGGCUCGCAGCAAGUCCAGACGGAGUGAUGAACAAAGAGAUGCUGCUGGAGAUCAAAUCACCUGUGCUGGGGAAGAAGUCGCUCAGAGAGGCACUGGCUACGAAGAAUGCUGAAGUCACACCCCUAGCCGACGGACAUUACCUCCUUGCCUCCAAUGGUCCUAAAGGCUACUACAUGCAGGUGCAACUGGGCAUGCACUGCACAGGGCUUCCACGUGCAUUGUUGGUGAUCUGGAACAACACCGAACACAUAGAAAUCCAAGUACCUUAUGACAAACACUUCCUUCAGACGCAUAUUACAAGGCUGCGCACAUUCUACUUCACUCACAUGCUUCCUAAAAUCGUUGAUGAUUUUGUCAAGGGGCGCUUACAGUUGUGCAAUACAUAUCUCACUCUUAAAUAAGCAAUGCACACAAACAACUUUCAGGUUGAUUCAACUCUUGUUCUAAGAGCUAAGCUCUUACUGUGACUGAAAUGCUCGAAUUGUGCAAUAUGUUCAUUGUUUAAUACAAUUUGAUUCAACUCUUGUUCUAAGAGCUAAGCUCUUACUGUGAAAUGCUCGAAUUGUGCAAUAUGUUCAUUGUUUACUUCAAUUUGAUUCAACUCUUGUUCUAAGAGCUAAGCUCUUACUGUGAAAUGCUCGAAUUGUGCACUAUGUUCAUUGUUUACUUCAGGUUUAAGCUGUGCAAUGUUAUAUACUGUGUAAUUAGUCAUUGUACCUGUGUUCUUUUUAAGUUUAAUUGCACCAUUGCAUUAUUGCAUUAAAUGGACCACG
Messenger RNA from Xyrichtys novacula (pearly razorfish), 2333 nucleotides. Lineage: Eukaryota; Metazoa; Chordata; Actinopteri; Labriformes; Labridae. The record is from the annotation of a GenBank genome assembly.